Molecule: messenger RNA, 405 nt
Organism: Amaranthus tricolor (Joseph's coat)
Lineage: Eukaryota; Viridiplantae; Streptophyta; Magnoliopsida; Caryophyllales; Amaranthaceae
Exons: 1
Coding region: 1-405 (134 amino acids)
Molecular function (GO): protein dimerization activity
Source: RefSeq, a predicted model, not a curated record
AUGUGCAUUGCAUUGUUUUGUGUUCUUUCAUGUAAUGAUUUAACGGGUCUUGAUCUUCAACUCGAUGUGUUCUUGGAUGCUAUGUUAAACGAUGAAAGAUUUCAUGAUUUGAAAGAUAUCAAUUCUCUUUCCAUGAUGCUUGUUGAAACAAAGAGACAUGAGACAUUUCCUCUUAUACAUUUGCUAAUCAAGUUGAUGUUGAUUCUUCCUGUUGCUACGGCAAGUGUAGAAAGAGUGUUUUCCGCAAUGACAUAUGUCAAAAGUAAGUUGAGAAAUAGCAUGGGUGAUCAAUUUAUGAAUGAUUGUUUGGUUACUUUUAUUGAGAAGGAAGUGUUUUUACAAGUUUCCGAUGAAAUGAUUAUUGAUCGUUUUAAAAGUAUGAAGACUCGAAGGAUGAAUUUGUAA